Microplitis mediator is the source of this 783-nucleotide messenger RNA. RefSeq lists its product as uncharacterized. The coding region runs from base 1 to 783 and encodes 260 amino acids. Lineage: Eukaryota; Metazoa; Arthropoda; Insecta; Hymenoptera; Braconidae. The transcript has a single exon. The record is from RefSeq and is a predicted model, not a curated record.
AUGGAUAUUAUCGAUAUUUUACGGACUGCUAAAUUAAGUGAUGUUGAAAUCUUUCUCACAUUAAAAAAAAUAAGACUAAAUGAAAGUUUUGCUAUUUUAGCAGAUGAUUUUGGGAUGUCUACUUCUAAUGUAAGUCGUACAUUGACUAAGACCUUGCCAAUCAUAACUAAGUAUUUAAAAGACUUCAUUAUUUGGCCAUCUGCAAAAAUUAAACAACAAUUGCCAAUGAGUUUCAGGAGUCGUUAUGCCGCAGUUGAAUCGAUCAUUGAUUGUUUGGAAAUUGAAAUUGAAAAGCCAACAGACCCAGUUAAACAAUCAUUAACAUGGUCAGAAUACAAAAAAUGUAAUACUUUGAAAUAUUUAGUAUCUUGUACUCCAGAUGGUAUAGUUAAUUUCACAUCACCAGGUUAUGGUGGUAGAGCAUCUGAUGCAGGAAUAGUUUCAAUCUCUGGAUACUUGGAUUAUUUAAAGCCAGGUGCAGCUGUAUUAGCAGAUAGAGGUUUCAAACAUAUUGAAAAUUUAGUAGUUGCGAAAAAAUGUACAUUGAUUACACCUCCUACAGUAAGCUCUAAUAAGCAACCAACUCAUGAUGAAAUCAUUGCGACGAAACGAAUCGCUAGCCUUCGAAUUCACAUUGAAAGGUUAAUAAGAAGAAUCAGAGAAUUUCAUAUUUGUGAACCUCAUUCAUCUGUUAAUAUUAAAUUGAUUCCGCAAAUGGAUAAUAUUAUCACGAUCGUCGCUGCUUUAACAAAUUUACAAGGACCACUGAUAAAAAAAACAUAA